Messenger RNA from Anarrhichthys ocellatus (wolf-eel), 1632 nucleotides. RefSeq names its product checkpoint kinase 1 (gene chek1). The coding region runs from base 103 to 1482 and encodes 459 amino acids. The record is from RefSeq and is a predicted model, not a curated record. Gene Ontology annotation, cellular component: cytoplasm. Gene Ontology annotation, biological process: DNA damage checkpoint signaling; protein phosphorylation. Gene Ontology annotation, molecular function: protein serine/threonine kinase activity; ATP binding. The transcript is spliced from 14 exons. NCBI's taxonomy places the organism in Eukaryota, Metazoa, Chordata, Actinopteri, Perciformes, Anarhichadidae.
AUUUGUGCUAAAUUCACUGGCGUGACAGACGCAGGCACAUGAAAAAGUUUGUCUGUGCACACUUAUUUGGAAAACGCAGUUGCACGAGGAAGACUGUGCAGCAUGGCUGUGCCUUUUGUGCAAGACUGGGACCUUGUUCAGACACUGGGAGAAGGAGCCUAUGGAGAAGUGAGGCUGCUGGUGAACAGACAGACCGAGGAGGCGGUUGCAGUGAAGGUGAUCGAUACAUCUCAGGCUAAAGAGUGUGUGGAAAAUGUCAAGAAGGAGGUCUGCGUGCAUAAAAUGCUCAACCACCCCAACAUCGUCCGUUUUUUUGGCCAUCGGAAGGAAGGUACGACGAUGUAUCUCUUCCUGGAGUACUGCACCGGAGGAGAGCUGUUCGACCGAAUCGAGCCUGAUGUGGGGAUGGCGGAGAGAGAAGCUCACAGACUUUUCCAGCAGCUAAUAGCGGCGGUGGAAUACCUCCACGGUGCUGGAAUCACCCACAGAGACAUAAAGCCAGAGAACAUUUUGCUGGAUGACAAAGAUAACCUGAAGCUGACAGAUUUUGGCCUGGCCACCAUGUUUCGUUUCAAAGGGCGAGAGCGUCGUCUGAGUCGUCUCUGUGGGACUCUUCCGUACGUGGCUCCGGAGCUUCUCGGCCAAACGGAGUACAAAGCUCAGCCUGCAGAUAUCUGGUCUUGUGGGAUUGUCCUCACUGCCAUGCUGGCUGGAGAGUUGCCGUGGGAUCAGCCGACUGAGAGCUGUCAAGAGUAUUCAGACUGGCUUGAAAAGAAAACGUACUUAGCUCCCUGGAAGAAAAUACAACCAAUGCCUCUUAGUUUGUUGUCCAAAUUACUGCUGGCCAGGCCAGAUGCACGCAUCUCAAUCGCAGACAUACAGAAAGACCGCUGGUUUACUCAAGGUGUAAAGCAACCGCCUCCAGGCUCAGGACGAAACAAACUUCUUCGGUCAGACGUGGGACUCGCAUCCCGCACCAACAGUGAUGACAGGAUGCAGUUUUCCAGCUCUCAGCCUGAUUUCGCGGCAGGUGGCUGGGAAGCCAUGUUGAUCAUCGGCCAAAGCGAGGGCCAAGUCAGCUUCUCUCAGCCAACCAAGCCGGAGCACAUGCUGCUAGGUAGUCAGCUACUGGGCACCCCGGGAGCCAGUCAGUCGCAGUGGCAGAGAUUAGUGCGGAGGAUGACUCGUUUCUUCACCACUGUGAAUGCUGACGUCUCCUUAUCUGCCCUGAAAGACGCCUGUGACGGCCUGUCACUCUGCUUCAAACUCACCUGCACCAAACAGGUGACGGUGAGCACACUGGACAAACGCAAUAACAAACUCAUCUUCAAAGUCCACUUGCUAGAGAUGAACCAGAGAGUGCUGCUGGACUUCAGACUGUCUAAGGGUGACGGCCUAGAGUUCAAACGUCUCUUUGUGAAAAUAAAACAGAAGCUCGGAGACAUCAUCAGCACUCAGAAGAUUUUACCCCCCGUCCUAUGAGCAAACCUCUACAUGGACAUGCGCGCACUGCUGUGGACGAUGGAGGAAGAAGCUGUAGAUAUUUAGCUGUGCUACUGAUAUUUGAAAUGUUUCUUGCUGUUCUCUUCGCGUGUGUGUGUGUGUGUGUGUGUGUGUGUGUGUGUGUGUGUG